Messenger RNA from Trematomus bernacchii (emerald rockcod), 1032 nucleotides. RefSeq names its product mixed lineage kinase domain-like protein. The transcript is spliced from 2 exons. NCBI's taxonomy places the organism in Eukaryota, Metazoa, Chordata, Actinopteri, Perciformes, Nototheniidae. Bases 31 to 675 code for a protein of 214 amino acids. The record is from RefSeq and is a predicted model, not a curated record. Gene Ontology annotation, biological process: cell surface receptor signaling pathway.
UCUUGCAGCGACAUCCAGUCAACAGAGAUCAUGGAGCUCAUCACACCUUUCAAGGGCAUCUACUCCAUGUUCGAAAAGAUGAAGUUCAAUGAGCAGACCUGCCCUCACAUUCUGGAGAGACUCAAAGCCCUGGAGAAUCUGGCUCUUUUCAUCCUACAGAAGGAGUCGGAGCAACUCUCCGAGGACCUGAACGAAGCGCUGGGGAAACUCAAAAAGGUUCUGCUGUCAGCUGAUGAGCUCAUCCAGAAAUUCACCGAAUCCUUAGCGGUGACUCGGGUGGUGAAAUCCAGCGACUACAAAUUAGAGUUUGAAACCCUGAACAAAAGCCUCACUGAUGCCUUCGUGACCCUCUCAGCGGCCCUGCAUGCCCAACAGGGGAAGAUGCUGGACAAGCAAGAGACACAGCUUACUGAGCAGGAGAGCAUGCUCAAUGAGCUGAAGAUCAUGCUCAGUGAGCAGAAGGUCAUGUUGAAAUGGCAGAAGAAGAAGAUGACCGAGACUGGGAGGAAGCUCGCAGAGCAGGAUAGGAAGAUGGCGGAGCAGGAUCGGAAAAUGGCGGGGCAAGAUAGGAAGUUUGCAGGGCACGAGAGGAAGUUGGGCAAGCAGGAGGACAUGUUGCAAAGAGUGGAUACAAAGUUAGUGUGUGAGAGUAGAGGAAACUGCCCUAUUCUGUAAUGAAGGAGCAUCAGAGUCAGUUGUACAAAAUGGAAGGAAAUUGCAAGGUUUAGGUUCUUUAAUGAUAUUAUCAUGUUUAGAAGUAGACCCAAGAGCAAAAAACGUGACUAACCAGUGUUGUAACAACAGAAGAAAACUGAAAGAGGAGUGCUCUGUAACAAGCAGGUUAUUUUGUUGGAGUUUUAUAGAAAGGAAGGAUACUUUUUGAUCAUGGGUCUCAAUGUUUUACAGGCAGGGUUGCCAAAUUAAGUUUUAUAUUAAACUGGACCUGCCAUAAAAUGUAAUGCCAUGUAUAAACGAUGAUGUUUGACACUAAGAUAGUAAAAUGAUAAAACGUAGCCGUAGUUAACUGCUGUU